AUGUCGUCUCAGUCAAAGGACAACAAUCGUGACCGAAAGUCGAAGAGCAUCAGACUUUCUCAAAAAUUGCGUGGUCUACGGGAUCUAAGACUACGAGUGUCUAUCGAAGGCAAGCCUCAUCUCCAGCGACGAGGGUCACUCCAGCAAUCACCCCAAGAAGAGGAGGAAUACCGCAUCGUCCAUACACCGGAUAGACCUCAGAGAUUCAUCUCACCGGUUGAAGCCCCUACUGAAGACGACUGUUACGACGCUCUCCGGACGUGGCAUCACGCUGCAGAGCAACAAAGAAGCGGGGUCCACUUGUACGGGAUUCAACAACAGAGGAGUGGUGGUGCAGGAGAACCAGGAUCAACUGGCGUGGACGGAGCAACCAACGAAGACGACGACGGCGGAAGCAGAGGCAGCCCUUUCGUUCCUGACCCAAGCGAUGACGCGAAAACCCCAAAGGAUGAAAAGUGGUGGGAACUUGCAUAUGGGGAGUUCAAGGAGGUGGAAGAAAUAAAUCCUUUUCGUGAGUGGAGGGGAGAUCAUCAACAGAAGGAAACGCAGGACCAGCCAGGUACCAACACGGGGCAGAUUUUCAGACAGGACACGGCCAAAGGAGGACCUCUCCGAAAAGGAGCUGCUCCUUCUCAUCUUUUGACUGAUUUCACAGGACUGCCAUCCAAGACAUACAGCACCAGCGAGGCUGACGAAAAUGAUAUUUUCAACGGGACCAACGAUAGCAAGGGGGAGUACACUCCAUCCGUUUACACGCCAUCUCAAAAGAGCCCUACUACUCCUACCCCUGAAAUGUUUCCCGAAGCUCCCAGAUGGACUUUCGGGCGCCCACCAGCCAAAUCGACAACUGCAGCUCCAGAGACAUUGCUCACUCGGGAUGUUCAACGUGCUUGCGCCAUCGACAGCGACAGCGAGUCCACCAUUCCGCCAGGAGGCCGCUACUUUGACAUCGACGAGGAGUACGACCCCAGCGGUGGCACAAGAAAGAGUUCCAUCUCUUGCAAGCCGACGGCAACAUCUAUCUCGGACCAGCAACAGCAUCCCAGACAACUACCAUCACCGCCACCACCGCAACCAAAAUCGCUAGAUAAUACAGGUAGGGGAUUUUUGUUCCCGACCCUUGGUUCCUCGGGCCACGCGAUGCAAACACUACACACUGAACUUUUGAAACUUGCGCACAAGCAGCAUGAACAGGAAAGACAGAAACGUGGGAGGGGAAGCGGGCAGAGCGGAGAUAGUGGACGAAGCGGAAGUACAUCUAGUGCCUUCUACAGCGCUUUUACAUCUUCUCCGAGGCCUGAGACGCCUGAUGUAAGACCGCCCUCGCGACGGGGAGAGCAGCAGCAGCAGCAGCAAACAGAUCCCAGCCAAGGGACACAUGAACUAGGAAUAGAAACAGCAAUCCCAUCAACCCCACGCCCAAAGCCAAAGCAGACCCAACAGAAAAGACGUUAUCCAAUAACACCACCCCGCGGUUUUUUGAAAGAACGAGGACCAUAUAUCCCUCCUUCUUCCCCUGGCACCACCUCUUCAUCACCGAGACCACCAACACCUCCACCGAAAACCCCCGAGACAAAGGCCGUAGCUCCCAAGCCGAGGGUUUUACUCAAGGGACUCGAUUUCAGUCCUUCGCGACCAGUUCCUCCCACCCCCACUCCUACUCCCACGAAGCCAAAGAGUAUGGGGAGUACGGGGAUGAGAGGAGUGGGAGGGCAUAUGGGAGGACAUCUUGCUGGGACAGUCAGUAUCUCAUCACUUUCUUCACUCUCCUCACUUACGGGGGGUAGUGGGGUAGCGAUAACGCCCCCGAGGGUUUCCUCUACGAAGCUCAAGGCUCCCCCACCUGCUCCCCCACCACCUCCAGGCGGAGACGAAGGUGGCUUGUUGGUGUUGCCAAAGACAGUGUAUAAUGGCAACAGCAAGGCUAGGAUGCCGGUCAAAAUGCCGGUUCCAGUUCCGUCGCUACUGUCGAAGUUUAACACCAGCCAUGCAUCGCCAUUGACAUCAAGAGAACAUGGUCCCUCUACCCCUAAUCGAUUGUCACCACAGAGCCAGGAUCAGAAUCAUAUUCAGGGGCAGGAGAGGAAACGACAUCAGCGAGGCUCCACUGAAUUCUCUAUACAUAUCCAGCCACGCCUUAGUGAUCCUUUUGUUGACUCGCCUGCGAGCGGCGUGGAUACACUUGGGAACAGGUUGUCUGUGGGGAUGGUUGACGGGUUGUAUGAUGAAGGUCAAGCUAAAGCUUGGGAAAAGACGAUGUCGAUGAUGACUCAGACACAGAAGCCGGCUCAUGUUCAGGUGUAUACUCAAGGACAAGCGAAAGUUCGGGAACUGCAACCGGGAAACACACAAUCACAGAAGCAAGUUCAAGGGCAGGGACAAGCUCAGAUACAAUCAGAAAACCUGGGAAAGAUGCCUCUACAGACGCAGACGCAGAUACAACCAAAGGUUCAGGAGAAGGUCAACCUGGCUUUCAAGACUCCUCCUCCUUCUAUUCCUCCGUCUCAAGGAUAUCCACUCGAACCAAACCCUCAGACAUCCUCUCCUGGGUCCCAAGCACAUCAACCCCAGUCGACUCCCCAAACACCUCCUCGAUUCCAGGCCUACCAAGCCCAGCCAGCUCUCAGGACUCCCUCCCCUCGCACCAUCCCCUUCACCCCUUCCCUCACCAUCCCCUUCUCUCUCCAGACCCAUCUACCCAGGAUCUCCUAUUCCCCAAACAUAUGCCAUCACCCCUCCACUGCCCCCGACUCAAACUCGGCCUCGAACCCCCACUCCUCCCUACCGGCACCAACCUCCUCCCCCUUCAUUCCUCACACAAAGGACAAAGAGCAGAAGAAUAGAGAGCAACAACAGCAGCAGCAGCAGCAGCAACGUCCGGUAUCUGCAGGUAGUGAUGGUGGUGGUGACUCGGAUUCUAGUUCUAGUUAUGAGAGUCUCCAGUUUUGGAAGAACCCGACACCGACACCGGGUCCGACGUUGGGUCCAGGCAUGACUGCCCCUGUGCAGAGGAGUUCUUCUAGCGGCAUCUCUAGGGGUGAUCAGCGACCGGGACAGGUGGGACAGUCGGGACAGGUGGUGGGACAUGAAGGAGAGGGACGCUAUGAGUUUCAGGAAGGUGAUGAUGAAGAUGAAGAAGAAAAAGACUCUACAGCGGUGGUUGAAACCGAGAGUGGAACUACAGUGACUGGGAAGGGCAUCACCGUCAGUGUGGUGGUGGAUGAUUACGCGGAUAUCAUUGAUCAGUAUGCUGGUGGGUGGAGGGAAACGAUGUUUUCGGAGAGCUGGAGGAGGAAUAGUAGUAAAUAAGACAGGCCGCCUGACUGCGGGAAGUUAGGUAGUUGUGUGGCGGUGGGAAUGGAUGGUUGUACAAUGUUGUAUUUGAUUGUGUUCAAGCGUUAUACUCGGGCAAGAAGGAGGUGGAGGAAAUAAUAAUAACCGUUGCUGCUGACCGGGGCAAAAUGUUUGUCACCGAUGGACAUCAAGAAUCAGAGACAUUUGGGGGACAUUUGGGGGAUGGAAAUGGCAUAUAUGACAGACAACAGCAAGGGUUUGUGAUGCCACGGAAGCCUUUAAUGGGUAUCCUCUGAUAUCAUGCUCUUUCCCUGUCUCCUUCAAGGUCAUCCAGACUAGAAGAUAGGCCUAUAAGACUAAAACACCCGAUAGAAAGCCGG
Molecule: messenger RNA, 3674 nt
Organism: Neurospora tetrasperma FGSC 2508
Lineage: Eukaryota; Fungi; Ascomycota; Sordariomycetes; Sordariales; Sordariaceae
Exons: 5
Coding region: 1-3309 (1102 amino acids)
Source: RefSeq, a predicted model, not a curated record